Messenger RNA from Anneissia japonica, 5976 nucleotides. RefSeq names its product disks large homolog 2-like. Gene Ontology annotation, cellular component: neuron projection; neuromuscular junction; postsynaptic density membrane. The transcript is spliced from 21 exons. The record is from RefSeq and is a predicted model, not a curated record. Gene Ontology annotation, biological process: chemical synaptic transmission. NCBI's taxonomy places the organism in Eukaryota, Metazoa, Echinodermata, Crinoidea, Comatulida, Comatulidae. Bases 16 to 2583 code for a protein of 855 amino acids. Gene Ontology annotation, molecular function: kinase binding.
AUAUUCUUGUGAAAAAUGCAAGAGUACGAGUUAGUGCUGGACUCGCCGACAAACACUUGGUGGCCGCUGAGUUGCCUGAAUGCUAUGUUCGGUUGUCGACGUGUCACAAGGCGUAGUGAAUCAAAUUAUAAUUACAAUGAAGAUGACACAAAUAGAAUGCAUGAUGGACCUCAACUUGUACCAGUCGUUGGGGGCAGUGUUGACCAGAGGAGAGAGAAUAUACAAACAUACGUACAAACAUCUACAGUUCAAAAUGCUCAGCCUUCACCAGCUCCUGUUCGAGUCAACACAGAGCGAGUAGAACAACAGCCGGCCAUGGUACGACAACCAGCUCCUUAUGUUAACCCAGCAACAUUAGACGAUGAUAGAUGGGACUACGAAGAAAUAACUCUUAAAAGGGGUGGAGCAGGACUAGGAUUUAGCAUAGCCGGCGGAGCAGAUAAUCCUCAUGUUGAUAACGACCCAAGCAUUUAUAUUACCAAGCUCAUACCAGGGGGUGCAGCAGCACUAGAUGGAAGACUCCAGGUUAAUGAUGUUGUAGUAAAGGUAAACGAAAGUGAAAUUCUCGGCGUUCCUCACCAAGAAGCAGUAGAUGCUCUCAAGAGAGCUGGCAACACCGUACAUAUGAUUGUGAGAAGGAGGCCGCAACCAAGUGGUGGUUGUUUUACGUUAGAACUAAUCAAGGGUUCAAAAGGUCUGGGGUUCAGUAUCGCUGGGGGUAAAGGAAAUCAGCACAUACCCGGAGACAAUGGAAUUUAUGUAACCAAGAUCAUUGAUGGGGGUGCAGCUCAGCAAGACGGUCGCCUUAGUGUCGGAGACAAGAUUGUCGCUGUUGGGGAAGUUAGCUUGGAAGAUGUAUCGCAUGAGGUUGCCGUAGCUACACUGAAGGCCACCAGCGAAAUCGUCAUACUGACGAUCAUAAAGGGCCAGUCGAACAUGUCGUCCCAACCUGCAACGUACUUUCCCAUGCCAAUGCCCCAACAAGCUCCCGUCCAGUCACCGCAACACAUGGCAGCGCCACCAGAUGUUUCGUCAAUUUCACUUAAUCAGCAAAAUUAUCAACAGAGUCCGAUGCAGUCAGCGCCAAUGCAGCAGGAGGCCAUGUAUAGUGCAGUUCAUAAACAAGAGGUGCAGACAGCGUACAACAACACAAGCACCCCAAAAAUGUAUUUACCUGAUGAUGUAGACUUCCCAAGGGAGCCACGAAAAGUUGUGUUGACUAAGGGCUCGACGGGUCUUGGGUUCAAUAUUGUCGGCGGAGAGGACGGAGAAGGGAUCUUUAUAUCAUUCAUCCUGGCUGGAGGUGUUGCCGACCUUAGCGGAGAACUUCGCAGAGGAGACCAACUUCUUGCGGUGAAUGGUAAAGAUCUAUCAAGGGCAACUCACGAGGACGCUGCACUGGCAUUGAAGGGGGCAGGUCAAACAGUCACCAUCCUUGCCCAGUAUAAGCCAGAAGAAUAUAAUCGUUUUGAAGCCAAGAUCCAUGACCUUCGAGAACAAAUGAUGAACAGCUCGUCAAAUCCCACGGGAAGUCUAAAGACAUCACCAAAGAAGUCCCUCUACGUCAGGGCGUUGUUUGAUUAUGAUAUGUCUAAAGAUAGUGGUCUACCAAGCCGCGGAUUAAGUUUUAAAUUUGGAGAUAUUUUAUAUGUUAUAAAUGCCAGCGACGACGAGUGGUGGCAAGCGUGUCGUCUCACAGCCACCGGAGUAGAUCCCGAAGUAGGAAUUAUUCCAAGCAAGAAAAGGGUUGAAAAGAGGGAAAGAUCAAGAUUGAAAAAUGUCAAAUUUGGUCACGGCAGUACUGGUGGUUUAAUGAAUGAUAGUAGGGGCUCACUUCAACGAGAUGGCAAGAAAAAAGGAAUUUUCUCUAAAUUUAGGAAAGGCAAGGACAGUGACCAUGAUACUAGUGAUGCAGAACAAUUUACGUCUAAUGCAAGUGACAGUGAAAGUAAUCAUCAGGAGCAGAUUCUUUCGUAUGAGGCAGUUGUACAACAAGAAAUCAGCUAUGCAAGGCCGUGCAUUAUCCUUGGACCUAGUAAAGAUCGUAUCAACGAUGACCUCAUCUCAGAGAUGCCAGAUAGGUUUGGAAGUUGCAUACCACACACAACACGGCAACGAAGGCCUUAUGAGGUAGAUUCACGCGACUACCAUUUUGUUGAGUCUCGAGAACAAAUGGAAAAAGACAUCCAAGAUCAUCUAUUUAUCGAGGCUGGACAAUACAACGAGAACCUGUAUGGCACCAGUGUUGAGUCUGUGCGGGAGGUUGCUGAGAAGGGUAAACACUGUAUUUUAGAUGUAAGUGGAAACGCCAUCAAACGGUUACAAGUAGCAUCAUUACAUCCGAUCGCAAUAUUCCUCAAGCCGAAGUCAGUUGAAUCCAUCAUGGAGAUGAACAAACGUAUGACGGAGGAACAAGCAAGGAAGACGUACGAUCGUGCCCUCAAGUUAGAACAAGAGUUUGCUGAAUAUUUCACUGCUGUUGUACAAGGGGAUACCAUUCAGGAUAUUUAUCAAGAGGUAAAAGCAGUCAUCCAGGAAAAUGCCGGCCCAGCAAUCUGGGUACCAGCCAAGGAAAAACUUUAAUACAAAAAAAAAAAAUAAAAACAACUGGAAAAAAACUGAAUUAACAUAUUAACUUUUGAAGAUCACAAUCGCUGAAAAAUAUUUUUACAGGUAAAGAUGAUGACACGAAGGAUGAUAAUGAUUAUAAAGAUGUCGAUAUAAUUUUUUAUCGACCUGCUUCGAUCAUCGUCAGCAGAAAAAAAAAAUCAUUUAUGAAAAUUUCCACUUUUCUGCGAACAACGAAGGAACCUUUGCAUAGUGUGACAUGAGUCUCUGCAUAGGAAGCUCCAUGUGGUUUGCAAGUCAGGUUGAGGUUGAAAUUAUAUAAGCCAAUCACAUGUUUUAUUGGAAUCACUUGACGCACACACUCUAUACACCCCUUAUCACUGCCAUUUCAUUGGCUGAUGUCGAUACAGAUACGGAAAGCAUGUGAUCUCUACGACCUUAGGUGUAUAGCAACAACAUUUUUAUUGUGGAUAUGGAACAAUUGUUGUUAUGGAAAUAAUAUGGUCAUGGAAAUGAGACAUUAGUUCAGGGAAAAGGCAUUUUGCGAUAGAAACAAUAGUGGCAGCAGAAAGAUCCGGUAAUGUAAAUUGAUAAUCAUACUAAAUGAAAGCUAUAGACUAUCACCUGUAGUUAGUUGGUGUUGUUAUGCAAAACCAAGGACUUUAAACUGUGACAUAAAAGUAGAUGUUCAACUCAAGGAAUUAUGAGGAAUUAUGGUUAAGCAGUUUGCGAUUAAAUCAACAUUUUUGAUCAUGGAUUGCCAAAUACUUGAGAGAAAAAAAAAACAUUUAAUGGAUUUUAUUGAAAUACUUGCUUGAAAUUUGGAGAAAAAAAUAAUAUCAGCAUUCAAUACAUACCCUGUACCAUACUGCAUUGUGGGAUACUGUACGGUAAUCCAAUCUAAUAAAGGGAAUGCUGUUCCCAGUGCAUUGUGUUAAAAACAUCCUUACACACUGUGGGCCCAUGUAGAUGAACCUAGUGUUGGAAUGAUGUGAGGAACCCAGUGCAUUAUGGGAAGGCUGUACAUUGUAAGGAAAGAAACAGUAACUUUUUUUGUAACUUGAUGUAGUAAACUUGCUUGCUGUUGCUAGGGUCUUAUCGCCAUAGAUACAUAGGUGCAGGAACAAAUUUAGUUGAAUUUUAUUGUAUAAUGGUAACCACGGAUACAUUUAGCACUUUAUUCAAUGCUUCUGGACAUUUGUAUUAGAAAAAUAGUUACGCCAAAUUUUGAGCUCUUGCUGACAAAUCCAGAUACAUUUUUUAACUGUUUUUUUCUUGAAUCUAUGUUUAGUAUAUGAUUAUGUAUAUGGGAAUUAUUAAUAUGUAAUUUAUUUUUGACAGUUAUUAUAAAGAUUGUGUUAAGUAGAAUUGAGAGGAUUGGUUACUAUGGCAAUAAGUCAGCUGACAAAUCCCAUAAUACAAACUGGUUAAUGCAAGAAUUUCUGUAAAUUUUCAUUUGCCAAAAGAGAAAACUAAGUGACAAGGUUUCCUCAGUUUUAUCAUCUGUUGAUUUUGUAUCUAAAUGCUUUUAUUAAUGACAUAUAGUGAUGUUUUUAUUUGCUGUAGUAACUAUUAAUGUUAUUAAUAUUAAUUUUAAUGAUAAGUUACACAUAUCCAAUGAAAAUAAUUAUGAGAUGAGGCUGAAAGCUGCAUUGGUGUUCAUUUAAAAAACAUUUAAGUACUUGAAACAAAUAAUGUUGUAGUUGAGGUGAUAAAAAAUCAAUGUAGUUAUAUUGUACAUUCAGGACUUGAAAUAUUAUUUAUUAUUAUUCUUCUUUGAUUAGUUUGUUAGGUCGUACACAGAUGUAAGAAUGAAUUUCUUAUAAUUUUAAACAUUAUUUCUCUGUACAUAGAGCUUUGAUGAUCAUAUUAUUAAUGUCAAAGGUUAUGCUAAUUAUGAUAGAUUGUAAAUAAACAGGUAUGGAUAACAGAAGAAUGAUUAAAUAUUCAUAAAUUGUAUUUCUGCUAUUGGCAUCCCAGUUGUGUUUUCUGCAUUUAUUCUUUUAAUUAAUUAUCAGAUUUUAUUUGUUUGUUUUUAUUAAUUUUACCUUGAAAUUGAGAAAAAUAUUAAUAUAAGCUAUGAGCAUGAAAUGAUACAAUUUCUUUUUAAAGUAGAACUGUAUAAUUGCUGAAGUCCUGCAAUGUAUUUAUAAAAUUACAAUCAACAUAAAUUUACCAAUAUUUUCACUGUAUUGAGACAAAAGAAUAUUAAAAAGUAGUUGUACCUUAGUGGCAGAAAUGUUCUUGUUUUAAGAUGGUUAGUUGUGUAUUAAGAGGUUUAAGUGUCACGAUUGAGAAAAUCUUUCUCUUUUUUAAGUGAGCCCUCAUCCAUGUUGCAAUACAUAACCUUGGCGAGCAAUGUACAGCUAACUUUAACUGCAAACAUUGUUAAAUGUAUCAUGUUUGGUUUUUUUUCUAUUAUCCUUAAAAUAUUUAAUUGUUAUUAAUUAAACAACAUCAAGGAAUCAGGAAGCAUUUCUUAAAAUUAAACAUUUUAGAAACAUUUGUUGGCAAUAAUUAAACAACAUACAAAAACAUGAAAUCAUUUUUUGCCUCUAAAUAAAUAACAUUCAGAAUUCUAAAAACAUUUGUUGCCAUUAAUUUAACAACAUUUUAAAGAGUAGGAAACAGUUUUUAUUAUAGACAGUUUAAAAACAUGUUGCCAUAAAUUGAACAACAUCAGAAAUCCAGAAAAAAAUUGUUACCAUGAAAUAAAUUGCAUGUGUUUGUGGUUGUAAAAUAGUCCAUGCAUUUUAUCAAUGUUUCUCAUUGUAAUUACUUGUUUUUAUAAAAAUUAAUAAUUUUACUCUGUAGUGUUAUACUGAUUAAUGUAUUUUAUUAUUAAAUAUGUCAUUUAAUUGUAUUUUUUCAUCAUUAAUUUAAAUUGUACAAAUAUAAUUAACGUUCUUUUUGGUGUCUGCUGCAAAUAUUUGAUUAUUUUUGUUUUCUUAAAAAUGUCUUCUCGCAUAAUUAUGUGUGAUUGGGAGGUGAUGUGACGACGAUGCGAGGAACGAGGCAACACUAGUAUUAAUUGUAUAUACCCACUUGCGACAACUCUUGUAGAUAGGUAGGCAUUUGGGGAAAAUAUUUGCUCAAUUUCUAUUUACUUUAUAUACGCUUUAUAAGGGUUUUUUUUUUUUUUUUUUUUUUUUAAAGAAUAUUUAGUGUUUAUGGGUUUUUAAAGCAUUUUAGAUUUUUUGUUUUGUUUGCAGGUCACAAAUAGCAUUUUUGAGGCCUAACAACAAUUACAUAGCUUUUCUUAAAAGAUACCUUUACCUGUAUUUUGGACUUCGCACCACAUGGUGGCAGCAGACAGCUAGUUACCAUUGUGAUUGGAUGGAUGUCUUUGUUGUCAUGGUGAUCAUGUUGUAAGAUAUGAAAGUAAAGCAGCUAUAAAAAAAAACUCAA